CAGACUUUAAAAGGGAGGGUUUAAAGGGUCUGUUCUUACUGAAGCAACACACAGACUACUCGACAGCAUAUGUACUGCAGAGAUGGAGCUCAAUCUCAGGCCAUAUCAGGAAGAGGUGGUGCAGGCGGCUCUAAGAGGAGAGAACAGUAUCAUCUGGCUGCCCACCGGUGGAGGGAAAACCCGUGCUGCGGUUUACAUCGCUGAUAAACACCUGGAGACUAAAGCCAACGCCAAAGUGGCAGUGCUCGUCAAUAAGGUGCACCUGGUAGACCAGCACUAUAUGAAAGAAUUUGGCCAAUACCUAAGGCACAAAUACAGGAUAAAGGCAAUUAGUGGUGACAGCAGUGAGAAAGACUUCUUUGGGCGUCUCGUUAGAGUCUCAGACCUGGUCAUCUGCACGGCUCAGAUCCUGGAAAAUGCUCUGAACAACAUGGAUGAGGACAAGCACGUGGAGAUCACUGACUUUACCCUACUGGUCAUAGAUGAAUGUCAUCACACCAAUAAGGAGAGUGUCUAUAACAAGAUUAUGUGGCGUUACAUGGAGAAGAAAGUAAGAAAAGAAGGCAGACUGCCUCAGAUUUUGGGCCUCACAGCAUCACCUGGUACAGGAGGAAACAAGUCAUUGGAUAAAGCUGUUGAACAUGUCCUGCAGAUCUGUGCCAAUCUGGAUUCAAAAAUUGUGUCCACAAAGAACUACACGCCGAUGCUGCAGAGUUUUGUGCCAAAACCCAAAAAGGAAUAUGACAUUGUCGAAAGAAGAGAUAAAGAUCCAUUUGGCGACCACUUGAAGUCAAUGAUGAUAAUGAUUCAUGAGUUUAUGCCAGCAACGGUGAGUCGCAGUCUGCGAGAACUUGGCACCCAGGAAUAUGAGGCUGAUGUGGUGGAACUGGAGAAAGCAGGUGUAAAAGCAAAGAACAGACUGAUCGCUCAGUGCGCUUUGCAUCUACGCAAAUACAACGAUGCCCUUCUCAUUAAUGACACCAUUCGCAUGGUGGAUGCGUUCAGAGUGCUGGAGGAGUUUUACAAUUCAAGAAGCAGCAAGUUACUGGAUGGAACAGAUCUCUUUCUACAAGGACUUUUCGUUGAGAACAGUCUGGAGCUAAAACAUCUGGCAUCGGAUCCCCGAUAUGAAAACCCCAAACUGGCUCAACUGCAGAGCAGAUUGCUAGAAGAGUUCCAAGACACUAAUUCUCGCGGAAUCAUCUUCUCAAAGACGCGCAGGGGCACACAUUGUCUGAAUGACUGGGUGAAGUCAAACCCUGAGCUGCAGAGGGUCAACAUCACUGCUGGCAUUCUGACGGGAGCCGGUACUGGCGCUAACAACAUGACACAGACCGAACAGAAGAGCGUCAUCAGUCAUUUUAGACAAGGAUACCUCAACCUCCUCAUCUCCACCAGUGUGGCCGAGGAAGGACUGGACAUUCCUGAAUGCAACUUGGUUGUGCGUUACGGGCUGUUGACCAAUGAAAUCGCUCAGCAGCAGGCCAGCGGACGAGCUCGAGCUUCCAACAGUGUCUACUCUGUGGUGGCUGACGUAGGUGGACGGGAAGUGCGCAAAGAACUUGUCAACGAGUAUCUAGAAGAUCUCACCGCAAGAGCUAUUGAUGAAGUACAGCGCAUGAGUCCUGUGGACUUUAGACACAAGGUGUUUGAGCUCCAGAAAACCGCUGUGGUGAUUCGGAUGGAGGCUGAAAGGAAGAGGGAUGCGAAAAAGCAGCGCUACACUCCAGGUCAGGUUCAGCUUCAGUGCAGAAGCUGCUUCACUUCCGUCUGCAGCGGAGGAGAUAUCAGGAAGAUCGAGAACUCGCACCAUGUCAACAUUAACACUGAGUUUAAAAAUUACUAUAAAGUUGGUGGCCAAGUGAAUAUGGAGAGGACCUUUGAAGACUGGGAGCCUGGACGGAUUAUCAGCUGCAGACACUGUGAAGAGGACUGGGGAUUCGAGAUUAAAUUCAAGAAAGUGGCAAUUCUCCCCUGUCUUAAAAUAAAGAGCUUCUCCUUUAACACCCCUAAAGAAACAAAGCCUUACAAGAAGUGGAAGGAUGUUGAGUUUCAGGUGACAGAAUUUGACUUUAUUGAGUACAUGAGCAACCGUUUCCCUGACCUGGACUUGUCUGACUGAUACAACAACUCCAUGCCACUGAUUUUACUGAAAUAUGAAAUGAUGUAUACUGAUUAUGCUAAUGCUCCAUCUUGGGUCUUCAUGCAUGUUGGUGACCUUAGUAGAAGUGGAUAGAUGGUUUUAUUCAAAACAUAAUGGGUUGAAAUUCUAGUAUUGUUAUGAAAACCUGGUUUUAAAAUGUUCAAACAUGAAAUUUUUUACUUUUUUCUUUCUGAUAUUAGAAAUGAAGUCUGGAGCAUUUGUCUACAUUCAUUUACAACUUUUUACUUAACAUUUACCACUUUUUCGAACAUGAUUUUCAAAAUAAGCCAUAAAAAAUACUACUGCAACACCCAACUUUGUUUAAAAAAAAGCUAAUUCUCUUUGACUUUUUUUUUCCGGAUUAUUAACAGUCAUGGAGGAUGAAACCUGCAAAAAAUAAUAAAUGAAUAAAUAUGCAAAUAUAUUAAUAAAUGAGUAACUAAAUACAUAAAUUCCUGCAUAAAUAAAACAAUAAAUAUAUAAAUAAAUGUAUAUAAAAUCCACAAAUUUCUGGAUAAAUAAAUAUAUAAGUAAUUAAUAGUGCGGGCAGUUAAAUAAUUGAAUAAAUUACACGAAUGUUGGGGGAAUAAGAAAAUGCUAAACUGAAAGUUUAUCUCUUAUCUCUUAUAUAUACUUUGACAUGUUUUGAAUAAAAGAUGUGACAAACACGAAAUAAAAUAAUUUGGAGAUUCUGCACAGGCAUUGAAAAACAAACAAAAAAUUAUAUUAAAUAAAUAACACACAUAAACAUUGGUUGUGGUAAUGAUACAUAUGUUUCAAAUUAUGCUAAAAACAACAAUCGAAUCGAUAUUAAAUCUUAUGUACAAAAAAAAUGUAUGUACGCAUCAAAAUAUGAACUUAAUGCUUAAUAUUUUUUUCUCUAUGUGUCUGUAUAUUUUAAUUAUUCAUUUUUUAAAUAAAAUUCUUAAGGGUAACAGCCAUCACUGAAGAUUAAAUAGAGCAUAAACAAUAUUUAAAAAAAAAAAAAAAACUGUUUGGCCGAUUUAUAAGCUUAUUAACUAGUCAUCAAGGGCAUCACGGUGGUCUAGUGGGUAGCACGAUCACCUCACAGCAAGAAGGUCACUGGUUCGAGCCCCGGCUGGGCCAGUUGGCAUUUCUGUGUGGAGCAUGUUCUCCCCGUGUUGGCGUGGGUUUCCUCUGGUGCUCCGGUUUCCCCCACAAUGCUGGAUAAGGCGGUUCAUUCCAUUGUGGUGACCCCUGAUUAAUAAAGGACUAAGCCGAAAAGAAAAUGAAUGAAUAACUAGUCAUCAAUGAUAAGUAAUGAUAGUUAAUCUUCUAAAUCGCCUCAAGAUAUUUUCGUUGUAUUUGUUCUAGUGUUUUGCACAUUUUUGAUGAUUUUAUUUAGGGGUAGUGUAAAGGUCAUAAAAAAUAAUAAUUAACCUUACAAAAUGGAAGCCUUAAGCCUACAUUGUCUUCACUUGAAAAAAAAUGUGUGUAUAGGACUACUGUACUGUGUGUCAAAUAUAUUUGUGUGUUACCUUUGAUUAUAUAUACUGUCCAUCUUUGGGAUCAGAACUGUGCUUCUGUCUGAUUUUUAGUUGUUGUUUGACGAUAUUGUGCAAUAAUAUGUCUGUAAAUGCACUCCGAGCUAAUAAUAAUAACCAAACUCUGAUCUCCACCGACAGUGCUUUUAGAUUGUUGGAACAUUUACAUAUAUUCAUUUAACAGAUGCUUUUAUCCUAAGUGACUCGCAAAUGAGGAGAAAUGUGAACGCACUUCAGGAUCUGCGAGCCUUAAUUUGCUGACUGGGUUCAGGUUUGUUUAUGCUGUUUCUCAGGGUAAGAAAAAAAAGUGUAACGUUUGCCCUGUAAAGCAUUUUUACACUGCUACAUAAAAAUACCACAUGUGGUUCUGCUUGUAACAUCUAUAUUAACGUUUUAGAGUAUUUAAUAAAACGGCUAAGUGUUUUAUGUGAUGUGUUUGUGUCUUUGUAAUCGUUAAAUAAGUGUAUACUUCGAGUGUGAAGUAAAAGACGUUGAUAUGUUUUGA
Molecule: messenger RNA, 4153 nt
Organism: Danio aesculapii
Lineage: Eukaryota; Metazoa; Chordata; Actinopteri; Cypriniformes; Danionidae
Gene: dhx58
Product: DEXH (Asp-Glu-X-His) box polypeptide 58
Exons: 12
Coding region: 83-2122 (679 amino acids)
Biological process (GO): response to virus; innate immune response; positive regulation of interferon-beta production
Cellular component (GO): cytoplasm
Molecular function (GO): single-stranded RNA binding; DNA binding; zinc ion binding
Source: RefSeq, a predicted model, not a curated record